CCCAGCAGAGCAGUUCAUUGACCAAUGGCUGACAUCGGGCCACCAGAGGGAGCUUAUGAGCUCCCAGUGAACUGCUCUGCUGGGAGCAAUGCGUUAUGGGAAGAAAUUAAAAUGGCUGUUAUUUUAAAACUCAUAUUGGUACGUGUCUUGUAUAUUUCCUAGUUACCUUUGGAGUGUUAAGUUGCUGUGUGAUGAUUUUAGCCUUCUAUCUAAGAUGACCCCGUGAGUCAGACUGUUAUGUUGAGUAAUGACCUCCUGCGAUUUCCGACAAGUUGACAAGCUCAUCGUGAGUUCCCUUGUAGCUCAUGAUUGGUUCCUGCUAAAGAAAGACCUACCGUUUCCUCACUGACUUGCGAGCGGCACAGUAUUUAAACGAUCAGUAAUAGUUGUGUGUCACGAGAUUAGAGGAUGGGCAUAUAUUAACCGCACCACUGUAUAUGAAAAAACGGUCAAACUACCAACUUACAACCUUUAUUAAAGUUAUAGAUUUUAUUUAUAUAUAUAUACAGUAUAUAUAUAUGUAUAAUAUAUGUAUUUUUUACAAUCACGCAAGUGUAAAAAUAAGUUAACCAGUUAAUAUGAAGACACAUUUAAUUGUGACAAAUGUAAAAAGAAAUGCACCACUGUAAAAACAACAAAAUCCUCAAGGGAUGACACAAACUAUUUGGGGGAUAAGGCCAAAUAAAAAGUGAAAAGAAAGUUGUUUUUUUAAUCAUUUCCUUUUUGACAAAAGAAAAAAGAUCCUCAUUGAGGUCUUUCAUGACAGUAGUUUGACUCUGUCCUUGUUUUCAUCUGAUUCCAAAGUGUACAGCUUGAGCGCUUGCUCAGCUUCAGAGGUUUCACGUUAGCGCUCGGUUCUGGACCAAAAAAAAGAAAAGAAGUGUACUCAGGCCUCGCGUGGGCUCAUGGCGGCUGAUGGAUGAGGUCAACGUUGUUUCUGAUCAUGUAGUCCAUUUGUGCAAAAGCUGGACUCUUCCAAAGAUGAUUUUCAUAUCUAAAAGCACUCACAGCUGUAAUGUUAUUAAGGCGCUUGGACAUUUAUUGUUCCGAAUGACUCCUGCAGCUUCAAGUAGGAACAUUUAUUUACUUAUUCAUCUAAUGUCUUGAAGGGUGGGACUGUAGUAAGGGGGGCAGUAGGUACUCCCUAUAGGAAAGUAUUUAUUCCUUGACCUUGUACCUGAACAAAUGCAAGUAUAAUACUACUUAAAGUAACAAUAUGUACAAAUUUGACCUCAGAACAGCACCCGAAAAUGGUGCGAAUGUCCCACAGGCUUGUAAUAUGGAGAAUCACGUCUGCGUAGUUUCCAUGGCAACCCCAAAUUGCCUGCUUGAGUGGUCUGUAGUAACGGUGUACCAGCCUGGACACAGCUAAUGUUUGCAUUAGCAUUAAAAUUGUGUCCCAUCCGGAUGGCACGCUCUGUAGCAUCAGCGAUAACAUUACUGUUCAGAAUUGUCUACCAACAGAAUGUUAUCGAGUUAGCUUCAGAGCUAACUUUUACCAUGUUGAACCAACCAAUACGCUUGAGUUACCAUCAGAGCUGUUUAGAAUGGGGUAGUCUACCAAUCAAGUGCCCGAACAUUAGCAUCAAUGCUAAUGUUAUUGUUUACAAUUGUGUACCAAAUAUUCUGUACUUAGCAUCAGAGCUAACAUCGCUGUUUAUAGUAGGGUGCUAACCGAAAGCUCUUGAGUUAGCAUCAGAGCUAACAUUAAUAUUUUACAUUUGGGUAUAAACCAAAUGCUCUCUAGUUGGCAUCUGCACUAACAUUAUUGUUCACAGUGUAGUACAAAAAAAAAGAUCUCGCAAGUGAGCAUUAGCAGAGAGCUAACAUUAUUGUUCAGAACUGCGUGCCAACCAAAUGCUGUCUUAUUAGCGUCAGAGCUAACGUUGUUUAGAAUUGUCUGCCAACCGACUGCUCUUUAGUUAGCGUCAAAGCUAACAUCAUUCGGUAUUAAUCCCCAUUGUCCCCAUCUUUAUCACAUGGCCCAGAAGUGCCUUGCAAAACAGUUGGCAAUAAAUAUUGCAAAAAAUAACAAUCAAACCUAAUCUCUUUUUAGUAUUGUUUGUUGUUAUUUAAUUAGCACCAGCAAGCUGCUUUUAAUCCCUUUUCAAAUCCCAAACUAGCUUGAUUUGUGUAUUUUGGUGUUUUUUUUCCUGGGGUAUCUUUGCUGUUAUGUAUGCAACUCAGUGCUGCACUUUAAAAUGUACCGUAACAAAAAGAACAAAUAAAGUAUUUUGAGCUGAUCUUCUAACACUGGCCGCGAAUCAAUAGUUGCAUUUAUUACAAAAACCUUUUGUCUGCAUUUUGACUGAUUCAGUGUCUUGUUUUGGUUCUUGUGCGCUUGCAUUGGAUUGACUUGUCUUGUGCUCCAAACACAGGUCCGUGUUAUUUCCAUCGUGUUCAAAGUUGGACGGUGGCUGCAUGGUUGGCGCGGUAGCGUGUGCAGCGGCGGGCAGAUGAAUCCUCAAGCCUAGUUUAUGCUCCUGCCCGAAGGUCCUCGCUCCUCCCCCUCCAAAACCUCCUGUAUAGCUUGACGUGCGCCUCCACAAAAAAAAUUACAAAAAAUAAAUUAACCUUACAAAGCAGGGUCGGUUUUUAGUACAUUAUUGACUCGCUCAUUUGCAAACGCCUCCUUUUUAAAUUUUGAAUCAAUAUUUUCAAUAAAAGUGAUUGUUUAACACAUUGAUUAGUUACACAUCCAAUAAUACUCUCCUUCUCUCUUUAAUUGCUAUUGAUCGCUUGCGGCGAAAGGACUGCACGUCCCGCGCUCACGAAGAGCCAUAAAAGGAUCAAGACUGCAUCCACUAGUGACGACACGAAAACAUAAUCUGAAAUGGGGGCUUCCCCAAGGGGGAGAUACUGCAACAACUAGAAAAUGAAUGAGUCGUGCUUCUGACAACUUUAUUAACCCCGUCUGACCGUCGACAUGCGCCCGCCAGCAAAGACGGACAUAAAUCAGCAGCGUCAUUGUUCGCUUCGGUGGCGCGUCCUUCUCUUCGUGGUGACAUUUCACAUUAUAUUCUGCCUUGAAUAAUCCUCUCAGUAUGGACGCUGUGAUAAGAGCACAAAGCUUAUUCCAAACGCUGUCAUGUGACCAAGCUGGUUCAUUGUUUGUCACCCUUAUGACAGAAAGAUGCUGAUUAAAAAACAAUCUUUGUGCAGGAAGGAACACAUCAUCACUUUUCCUCUUUCUCCCGAGAGAAGGCAUUACUUCUUUGGAAUGAUGCCCAACCUCUGACCUUGCUGCCAAGAGGUCAAGCAGUGAGCUGAGUAGAGGUGUAGCUGCACGCCUCUGCUCUGAAUCGUGUGUGGGAGCACUGGAUGCUCGCCGCUCGACGCCACUUCACCCGGCUCAUUUGUGGGCAUCACGAAGGCGUGGAGUUGGCAAAAAAUGCGGAGUGUUCCAAAUGUAUCUUCAUUGAAAACACCAACACCAGGUGGAUAGGUCAAGAAGGGCUUUUAAAUGUGCCGUUAUUUUCAAGUGCUCUGUUGGAAAGAGCUAACUUUAAAAAUGGCCAUAAACUCUUUGAACUGUAAAAUUGAGAUUUUUGUGGCCAAUUGCAGGGCCGGAUUGUCUAAAAAUUACAAUCAUAAAGUCCUAAUUUUAAUAGGAAAAAUGGAAUGAUAUCAUCGGAAAUGAUGACUUCAUCUCAGAAUUUCACACACUCGUCAUGUAAUUGGACAAAAUUACAAUUUUUGUUGCGUAAUAUUGCGCCUUGAAUAUUGUAACAUUACAACUUCAUUCUUGUCAAAUUAUAGAUGUCAUUUUGCAAUAUUAAGUCUUAAAUUCGUAUGAAAUCACGACGAUUCUUAUAACAUUCCGACUUUCUUCUCGCUAAAAUCUGGUCUUACUCUCUUGAAAUUACCAUUUUAUUUUCGGAAUUGCACACACUCGUCAUGUAAUUGGAGUCGCCGUGUAAAUGCUACGUCUAAAAUGUAACAUUUCUCAGCAUUACAACUUUUGCCGCGUAACACUAUGACUCGCCUCAUGCCGACUUUUUCUCAUAACAUUACAACUUUAUGCUUGUUCUUGGCGAAAUACUUCAUUCUCCUUUUAUUCUCAUAACAGCACGACUUUUUUUCACGCUGAAAUAUAACGUCAUUCUUGUCAAAUUAUAGAUUGUGUUUUGUAAUAUUAAGACUUAGUUCUCAUGAAAUUACGACUUUAUUCUUGUAACAUUAUGACUUUUUUCCUCACUGAAAUAUGAUGUUGUGCUCUUAAAUUACGACUUUAUUCACGCAAUUUCACACACUCUUCUCUUGGGACUGGAUUAUUUGGACAGAAAAAUGAAUAUGGUUCUUUUUGACGUUUUUUUUUUCGUCAUAACAUUGUGACUUUUUUCUCGUAACAUUACAACUCUUCUACUAAAGAGAGUAAAACAGUUAGCAUGAGGGAGCUAACAAUGCACAUCAUUGGACACACCUAUUUUGACUAUAAAGCCCUCUAAAAAAACCUCAAACAACAUUUUAUCAUUUUAUAUACAUGCAGUAACAGGUACAUUCACAAUAACAUAUAAUACUUUGAGUAUUUUAUCGUAUUUUGAUCACUUUAAAUAUUACUUGAACUUCUUUCCCGGGUGCAUUGAUUUCACAUCUAGUGCUGCUUCCAUCAACAACAGCAGCGUGUCAAGGCCGUGCCUGUUUGUUACUACUAAUCAUGGCGGACUUUGUGAGAGCCCCCGACUACUUUUGGACAAAUGAGGAUGCAGAACCUUAUCAUUUUGAUCCUGAACAUACGGAGGAUGAGCUACAGGUUUUAGAAGCUGAGCCCGCGAGAAGAAAGAGUGAGACUUCGAAGGUAACAGAUGGGGGGCAAGUCAUUACACCAGCAUGACUUGGUGGUGCAAAUGUGGAGCUUGUCAAGCCAUGCCGACGGAAAUGGAGUGUGGCAACCAGUGUUAGCCUUGAUGGAAAGGCUUCGUGUGUGACACACGUGUGCUCAUGUUUCACAUAAGGAUUGUGGAUGAUGGGCAAAAUUCCACAAAAGUGCAGUCUUCCAGGCGGUGGUUGCGCUCACGCAGGCAAGGCCAGCCCUGUGGAUAAAACUCAUGGUAAUUUACGCUUUCAAAACACAACCAUGACCGACACCUGUUUUGCUGUAGUAGGCAGCAAUGUAAUUCUGUGACGAUGAAAAUACAACCUAAUGGACGAGUGACAAAUAUGCCAUAUUUGUCAGAUUUAUGGUGGACCAAGAACGCGGCUUCUGGACACUUCAUUAGGAACACGUGCAUCUUUUCUGAAAGAUGUUACAAAUAAUGUUGUUGUGGGUUUUUUUUUUUUUUAAAUCAAAGUAAUAAAACUGAGCAUUAUUAUCUUAAAAGGCACACUUUUUGAUGAAAGUCUAUUGACGGUCCAGGUGCACCUUAUAAAGUGGGAGAGUCAGUCCCAAAAACAGCAGUACACACCUGUCAUACACAGGAUCUUUGACUUACAUUUCUUUUGCAGUAGAGUCUGAAAAAUAGCACAGUACUCUUGUCACAUAGAUGAUUUUGGACAAGUGUUUUUGCAGUAGGUCAUUAAUAGCAGAGUGAUCCUGUCAUGUAGAGGAUCUUUGAUUAGUUUUUGCAGUAAAUGAUUAAAAACAGCAGCACACUCCUGUCUGACAGAGGAUCUUUAACUAGGAUUUUUGCAGUAGAGCCUGAAAAACAGCAGAGUGCUUCUGUCACGUACAUAAUUGUUUUUGCAGCAGGUCAAUAAAAACAGCAAAGCGCCCUUGACAUAUAGCAGAUCUUUGACUGUGUUUUUGUAGCAUGUUCUCAAAAAGAGCAAAGUGAUCCUGUCAUGUAGAGGCUCUUUGACUAUCAUUUUUGCAUUAGGGCCUUGAAAACAGCAGCACGCUCCUGUGAUAAAGAGGAUCUUUGCUUAGUGUGUUUUCAGCACAUCCUUAAAAACAGCAGAGUGAUCCUAAAGAGGAUCUUUGACCAGCGUUUUUGCAGCAUGUCGCUAAAAACAGCAGCGUCUUUGACUAGUGCCUUUGUAGCAGGUCCUUAAGAACAGUACGACACUCCUGUCACAUUAGAGAAUCUUUGAUUAGUGACUUGGUGGUAGGUUAUUAGAUAUAGAGCAGGGGUCCCAAAUUACCGGCCAAGUGGGUCCGAGCUCUCUGAUUCGUGAUUUGGCUGUGACGUCACACGCCGCAUUGAUUGACGUCCAGGGUCUGUGCAGGUCCAUUCAGGAGCUUCAGAUGGAGUUGGAGCGCGGUGGCAGCAGUGCCGUGGCAGGCGCGCCAGGCUGGGGGGGCUUCACUCCAAUGAGAGCAUCUCCACCACUAACGGGGAGCAGCACUCUGCUUGGCAGCCCGUCAUGGGUGGCGUCAGUCCCCGCAACCUCACGGCAGUGUCGGAGGAGUGGGUGGCUGGCAUCAGCCUGGUGAUGGCGCUCAUCGUGCUGGCGAUCGUGCUGGGCAACGUGCUAGUGAUCGUGGCCAUCGCCCGGACACAGAGGCUCCAGACGCGCACCAACGUGUUCGUGGUGUCGCUGGCGUGCGCGGAUCUCAUCAUGGGGGUGCUGGUGGUGCCCUUCGGCGCCACGCUGGAGGUGCGCGGCUCCUGGGCGUACGGCUCCUUCUUCUGCGAGUUCUGGAUCUCCGUGGACGUGCUGUGCGUCACGGCGAGCAUCGAGACGCUGUGCGUGAUUGCGGUAGACCGCUACGUUGCCAUCACGGCGCCCUUUCGCUACCAAAGCCUGCUCACAAGAGCCCGCGCUAAGGCAGCGGUAUGCGCCGUGUGGGGCGUCUCGGCGCUGGUCUCCUUCCUGCCCAUACUCAUGCACUGGUCCCGGGACAGCGCGCACACCGCCUGCUACGAGGACCCGGCGUGCUGCGACUUUGUCACCAACCGGGCGUACGCAGUCUCCUCCUCCGUCAUCUCCUUCUAUCUUCCUCUGGUGGUUAUGGUGUUCGUGUACGCGCGCGUCUACCGGGAGGCGAAGCAGCAGCUGCGGAAGAUCGACAAGUGCGAGGGUCGCUUUCACAUCCACAGCUCGGCGGGGCAGUGCAAGAGGAAGCCGCCCCGGAUGGCCGCUCUGCGAGAGCACAAGGCGCUCAAGACGCUGGGUAUCAUCAUGGGGACCUUCACCCUCUGCUGGCUGCCCUUCUUCAUUGUCAACGUGGUGCGAGUCUUCGGCGCCGAGUUGGUGGACAAGGACCUGUUCGUCUUCCUCAACUGGCUCGGCUACGCCAACUCGGCGUUCAACCCCGUCAUCUACUGCCGGAGUCCGGACUUCCGGCGGGCGUUCAAGAGGCUCCUGUGCUGGAGGAGGAGGCCGAGGAGCGAAGGCAUGCUGCACGUCAGCUCCUGUGACCUGAGCCGCUACUCCGCAGGCUUUGUGGCCUCUAUGGAGCCCGGAACCCUUGGUCUGUGGACGGACUGCACCGGGCUGGACAACAGUGACAGCAGCCUGACAGGAACCGGCAAGCUGUCCCGCUCAGAGUCCCAUCUGUGACUGAAACUAAACAGGCUUUUCUACAUCCUGGAAGGAGAACAACAUGAGCAAAGUACAUUAAAAGCCAUAAAAGGAGGAACAAGUUGUGGGUCAAACAACUCUUUAUAGGGUGUAGAAAUAAUUCUUUUUCCAUUAGAAUUUGUCUUUUUCAGCACCCUUUAAGUUCCCAAAAUAAGAUGCAAAGAGUGCAGCCGUCCUUGUUUUUACCUCACAGCCGUCGGCAAGUGCAAUUGUUGCAGCUAUUUGUUCCUAUUUAAUGUUCUUUAUUGUUAUCAAUGCUUAUUUAUUUCCGCUGCACUGUGGGUUUGAGUAGAGUGUGUCUUGUUGCUGUCAAGCUUUACGUGCUAUUUGUAUACGUGUCCUGUGAAAUGCGAAUAAAAAGAAAAUAGCAUGGCUUGCUUCCUUUUAUUCAACGACUUACAAGCGUUUUUAAAUGUUAACUACUCUUCAUUACUGCAGCAUCCAUUCUUAUGGAUGGUGGUCAACCUAAGCCGGGAGCAGAUUAGCAUAUAAAUAGACUUCAAUUGCUCCAAUGUCAAUUGAACAUGCAUUAACCUUUAAGAGCUGUCGUGAGAAAUGAGCCAAAACUC
Dunckerocampus dactyliophorus (ringed pipefish) is the source of this 8033-nucleotide messenger RNA. It is a transcript of the gene adrb1, whose product is annotated as adrenoceptor beta 1. The record is from RefSeq and is a predicted model, not a curated record. Gene Ontology annotation, biological process: norepinephrine-epinephrine-mediated vasodilation involved in regulation of systemic arterial blood pressure; positive regulation of heart rate by epinephrine-norepinephrine; adenylate cyclase-activating adrenergic receptor signaling pathway. Gene Ontology annotation, cellular component: membrane. Gene Ontology annotation, molecular function: beta1-adrenergic receptor activity. The coding region runs from base 6304 to 7443 and encodes 379 amino acids. NCBI's taxonomy places the organism in Eukaryota, Metazoa, Chordata, Actinopteri, Syngnathiformes, Syngnathidae. The transcript has a single exon.